AUGGCGGAUCUAGAAAUCGGCCCCGGAGCCUCCCUCGACGACCCCAGCGCCUCCUCCAGCGACACCAAGCUCUCGGACGAACCCGCGGGUGGCUCAGCCACGCCCGGCCCCGCCUCCGCGACCGCCGGGCUACUCGGCCGCCUCCGGCAGCUCGAGAGCCGGAUGGACCGCACGCUCGGGAUCGAGUCAGACGCGGUGUCGCGCAAGCGGGCCGAGGACCGGCAGCGCCACGUGCCGUGGCACGCGCAGCUGUCCAUGGCGCUGCUGUGGGCGAGCGGCACAAUGAACACGUCGUGCUUCGCGACGGGCUUCCUCGGGCGCGCGUUCGGGCUGGACCUGCGGCAGGCGCUGCUCGUGACGGUGCUCGUCUCGCUGCUCGGCGGGGCCGUCGUCGGCGCCGCCGCCACGUUUGGCGCCGCCACCGGGCUGCGCCAGAUGAGCGUGUCGCGCUUCGCCUUUGGCUGGUGGCCGAGCAAGGUCCUCGCCGUGCUCAACUGCGUCCAGCAGCUCGGCUGGGCCGCCGUGUCGUGCAUCACCGGCGGCCUGGCGCUGACGGCCGUGUCCGACGGCCGCGUCUCGCUCGUGCUCGGCAUCGUCAUCCUCGCCGUCGUCGCCUGGCUCAUCUCCGCCCUGGGGCUCAACGCCAUCCUCGUCUACGAGCGCUACGCCUGGGUCGUCUUCUUCGUCAUCUUCGUCAUCAUGUUUGCCGAGACGGGCCGGUAUGCCGACAGCAAGACGCCGGCGACGGCGACCGGCGCUAACCUGGCCGCCGGCGUGCUCAACCUCGUCGCCGUCGUGUACGGCUCCAGCGCGUCCUGGGCCACCGUCGCCAGCGACUACUACGUGCACUAUCAUGCCGACGUCAGCCGCACAAAGGUCUUCUUCAUGACGACGUUUGGCAUCGCCAUUCCCACGUCGAUUGGCAUGGUCGCGGGCUGCGUCGUCUCCUCGGCGCUCAAUAUCCGACCCGACUGGGAUGCUGCCUACCAGAAAGGUCUAGGGUAUGUGAUCCGGGACUCGCUCUAUCCUCGCGGCUUCGCCAACUUCCUUCUUGCCCUUCUUGUGCUAUCCGGCAUCAACAACAAUGUCAUUGGAAUGUAUAGCGCGGCGCUGUCGUUUCAGCAAAUCUCGCGACCCUUUUCUCUCGUGCCACGCCUUCUCUGGAUGCUCCUCUCGUUGGUCUGCAUACUCGGGCUCGCCCUCGGAGGACGGGAGGAGCUCAACCAGUAUCUUCAAACUUUUCUCUCUUUACUAGGCUACGGAUGCACUUCGUAUAUUGUCAUUAUUCUCCAAGAGCACUACAUCUUCCGCAAGGGCAGCUUCCACAACUACGACCUGGACGGGUGGAAUACGCCGAGCCGACUCCCCAUCGGAAUUGGCGCCUCGGUAUCCUUUGGGCUUGGUGUUGUGGCUUGGUGUAUGGGUAUGAGCCAGGUUUGGUUCACUGGGCCGCUGGCCAGACUAAUCGGAGACUCGGGCGGUGAUGUCGCGGUUCAACUCACCUUUGUUGUGACUGUCGUGAGUUAUCCCCCGGCGCGGUACUGGGAGCGGAAGCACUUUGGCAGGUAG
Molecule: messenger RNA, 1569 nt
Organism: Cordyceps militaris CM01
Lineage: Eukaryota; Fungi; Ascomycota; Sordariomycetes; Hypocreales; Cordycipitaceae
Product: nucleoside transporter, putative
Exons: 1
Coding region: 1-1569 (522 amino acids)
Biological process (GO): transmembrane transport
Cellular component (GO): plasma membrane; fungal-type vacuole membrane
Molecular function (GO): transmembrane transporter activity
Source: RefSeq, a predicted model, not a curated record